Messenger RNA from Nicotiana tabacum (common tobacco), 3693 nucleotides. RefSeq lists its product as uncharacterized. Gene Ontology annotation, biological process: mRNA processing. The record is from RefSeq and is a predicted model, not a curated record. NCBI's taxonomy places the organism in Eukaryota, Viridiplantae, Streptophyta, Magnoliopsida, Solanales, Solanaceae.
ACACUUUAAGUAGGGUUUAUCUAAAACCCUGAGUUCACACUCUUUUCGUGUACACCGUACACUCGAAAUGGAGAACGUCGUCGACGACGACGACGAUUUCGGCGAUCUCUACGCCGACGUCGAAGUUCGAGCAAGCUCAGCAAUAAACACCGUACAGAUUUCAACGCAGCUUCAAACGGAAGUCAACGACGUUGACUGUAAUGCCGUCGGUAACUUUAACGGUGAAAAUGGAGUAAGAGAAGAGGAAGAGGAAUGUGAGAGCGAGAGUGAGGAUGAUUUAAACAUAGUGUUGAAUGAUGAUGAAGAAGAUUAUGAUAAUCAUUUUCUCAAUGAAGAUGAAAUUGUGGAAAAUGGAGGAAAUGCUGAAGGAAAUGGCUCAGGACAAAAUUCAAACAGCAGCGAAAACGGCAAUGCAGAAAAAAACAGUUACAAGAACACCAGACCUCCACAAGCAGCAUAUUCAAGUCAUCUCAAAGCCAAUGGAUCUUCUUGCUUACAUUCUUACUCCACAGCAUUGGUCAAGGGCACCUGGGAGGAUAAUGGCUACAUGCAAAGGAUGGGCUCAGGCUCCGCUGCUCAAAAUGGACAGAGCUUCUCACUUCCUCGGUCGAGGAAUAUCUUGGACAUGAAUAUUGAUAUGUUUGAGAAGAAACCUUGGCGGUAUCCAGGUGCUGACUUGACAGAUUAUUUUAAUUUUGGGUUCGAUGAAGAUAGUUGGAAACAGUAUUGCAAUUGCCUGGAUAAGCACCGAGAAAAGGCCAAAAGGGUAGUCAAGGAUUCAGAUUACAAGACUUCGAAAAAUAGUAAGCCAAAAGGUAGAGAAAUUGAGGUGGAAGAGAGCAUCAUCGAGCGUCAACCAUCGACAGAUGUGGAACGUUCCCAGGAUCGGGAUUCUGAUGUUGUCAUACAGAUUGCUUUGCAGGAUUCAGUGGAAGAUCCCAUAAAUUCUCCAAAAGAGCAGCGGGAAUCAUCUGAGAAUGGAGAUGUUGGGAGAGAUGGAAGGGAUUUUCUCUGUUUUAGUAGUGCCAGUGAAGAUGAGUCAGCCAGCUUGGAAGGAAGAGGAGUAUCAGGCAACUCUACAUCUAGAAGGAACACACCUGUUCGUGAACACGUGUCUAUGGAUUCAGAUAACAAUGGAAACUGUGAGUUCUCUGAUGCAGAUGAGCAUCACCACCAAGAGGGGACUGAAUGUGAUGUCGAUCAAACCUCGGGAGCAAUUGAAUCUUCUCAUGAUGCAAAUAAAAGCAGUGUGAGAGACAUAUCUGAUCCAAGAAAAUCUGUAAUGUUGCAAGAACCAUUGCAUGGUGAAGGCCGACAGCAUAGCCCAGGUUCAUCUUGUUGUUCUCUAAGUCAUAGUGAUGCAUCUGAAGAUGGGGCUUUUCUUGACAUUGAGAAAUCCCAUGAUCAUCAUAUAAGGUCAUUACCAAACGCAGACUCUGAGUUACCGGAGAAGGGUACAAUUGAUUACCAGCCAGUUUCCGGAACCCAUUAUAUCCAAACCAAGUCUGGUGGUUCUAAAUAUUUUACACGAGGUAGAAAGCCUGUGCAAAGAGGUCUGCUGCAUGACAGAAGAAGACCUGGUAGAAUGAGUGAAACAAUUCCCACUCACCUGAAAGUUGAAGAUUCCCGCAAAUAUGAUGCUAGGAUACUGUAUGAAAGGCGUAAUUCAACUGUGAUCCAACACAGACAUAGGGAUAGACGGUAUGCUUUUGACUCUCAUGAAAGAGAAGAGACUUCACAUUUUAAGAGGGCAGAUGCAGGAAGAUUUUCUGAUUAUCCAUGCCGGGAUUCCUAUAAAAAAGAUCCUGAGAGGGAAUGUCAGUUAGAAUACAGAUAUGACAACUGGUGUAGCAGUCGAAGCACGAAAAGAAAGCUAAAUCCUCUUGAACUGACACUAUCUACAUAUGAUGAAUUGUCCAAAAGGGAUCGACCCCAUUAUGGGAGCAGACUCACUGUUCAGGACAUGGACAAUAAUUCUUUUCAUGAAUCAAAACAAUGGAUUGAUAAGCACAUUCCGUAUCUGGAUGAUGAGAUACCCAGUCAACAAAUGUGGAAAAUUGAUCAGCUGCAGAGUAACAACAGAAUGAGGACUGAUGAUCUUGUAACCGAAUGUAAUUACAUCUAUGAUAUCAUGGAAGAGACAGAUAACAGAUAUAGAUCAUACAACAACAGGGAUACUAAUAUUAUAGAAGAUGGCUAUCAUGUAAAUUUGACUUAUUUCAGAAGAGAAACUAAAAGCCCUAAUAGGGGCAAAAGGAGAGAUAACAGUCCCCACGAUAGUUUAAAUAAUGUAUUUUGCAUGGAUCUAAAGGAUGAGGAAGGGAGAUUUGACGGGUAUCGACCUCCAUCCUUUCGUUUGUAUAGGGAACCUUGUACAGCUAGCAGAAGGUGGCAGAGCCCUGAACUGCCACGUGGUAGACAUGGAAUAUUCAGUGGGACUAGGAAAUGUCAAGAUGGUGGUCAGUCUGCUAAUUUGACCAACUCUAUCAGUGCUGAUCAGACAAUCAAGUAUCCUGGUAAUCAGGGUAAUUUUAAAAGAGGAAGAAGGUACCGGCAAUCUGAAGGGUUGCACAGGGUUGAAGAUGAAAAUAUUAGGUAUCAGCAAAAUAUAUUAGAUGCUGAGAGGGCAUCAUGUUCAUUCAGAAGAAAUUCAAGUGACAAAAGGUUUGAGUCAUUUGACAAUAAACAUGGACCCGAUCUAGUAGAAAAACUUUUAGAUGACAGGCAUGUGGAUCAUGAAAAAUACAAAUUGAUCAUGGAAAGCAAUAAAGCCAGUCAAUUUGGUCAAGGGUCUAAAUUUUUUCAUAGAGAUAAUCAUUGGAGAUUCCCAAAGGGGAGAGAUUCUGUUGCCACGUGCUUGGUUGUUGAGAACAGAGAGGAUUUUGAUUUUUUGUUUGUGACCGUGGAUCUGCAGUCCUCCGGAAGAUGCUCCAAAGCAGGGGGUGUAACAUACUUUGGCAGGAGGACACUCAGAAGUCGAAACCUGACAAUUGAUCCUAAAGAAAAUGAUAAAGAGAGGCUCGAUAUAUUCUCAGAUGCUCAGCAGAAAGGGUCUCUGGAUAUUGAAGAGGGAGAGAUAAUUUCUGAAGAAAUAAAUGAGAAAACCAUUAAAAGGAGAAGCACUUGUUUUGGCAAAUCGCAAGUCAGUGAAACGAAGAAUUUUGCUAAUGCUAAAGAUGUGGAAGGAAAGGACAACCCUAAAAUUUUGGAGAUCAUGGCAAAGAUGGAAAAGCGUGGAGAGCGUUUCAAGCAGCCUAUUGCUCUUAAAAGUGAUUCAAAGAAUCUCUCUAAGCCUUCCGUUGAUUUGUUUACUGGCACGACUGAAACUAUGCAACAAAGACCAGCACGAAAGAGGAGAUGGGUUGCAAGUGAGGCCAACUAAAGUGAAUGAUGUUUCAUCAAAUGCCAUCGGCUGUAUGGUCAUAUUAGAGGAUCUGCCUCUUAGUUUACCUCCAUAACUGGAUCUGUAUAGUGGCAUUCCACCUACAGAAAUGGCUGCUGAUGGUAUACCUGGGGUUAAGAAGAAUACUUUUCCCAUGAAAAGAGGGAAAAGAAAACACGUCUAAUAAAGGAUAUUGUUAUGUCUCUGCUAAACUCCAUUUUUUCCUCUUAAAAGUAUAAUCGAUUAUUUUGAUGUCAAAAGGAUUUAAGUUGCUCAUAACAGGCUACCAGUGAUGGUAUGAUUUGAGUUUA